Anopheles stephensi (Asian malaria mosquito) is the source of this 619-nucleotide messenger RNA. RefSeq names its product probable DNA-directed RNA polymerases I and III subunit RPAC2 (gene l(2)37Cg). Gene Ontology annotation, molecular function: DNA binding; DNA-directed RNA polymerase activity; protein dimerization activity. Lineage: Eukaryota; Metazoa; Arthropoda; Insecta; Diptera; Culicidae. The coding region runs from base 122 to 436 and encodes 104 amino acids. Gene Ontology annotation, cellular component: RNA polymerase III complex; RNA polymerase I complex. The transcript has 3 exons. The record is from RefSeq and is a predicted model, not a curated record. Gene Ontology annotation, biological process: DNA-templated transcription.
GCGAUGUUGAUUUGAAGCUCUGCAGACAGCCACAACAAUAAACAAAACAGCGUGUUUCAGCUACGCAACGAUCACCGGCUCUAUAUUCGGUUCCCAGUUGUAUCACAAUUGUUCGCUUAGCAUGCCCAAGUUAGCAGAGCUUUCAGGCGACGAGAAUUCGGGGGAAAGUUCACGCACCUUCGUGUUCGAGGACGAAGGGCACACGUUGGGAAACGUGCUGAAAAGCAUCAUCUGCAAGUAUCCCGAUGUAAACUUUUGCGGCUACACCGUACCCCAUCCGGCCGAGAACAAAAUGCACUUCCGCAUACAGGCCGCCAAAAGCGUGCGUGCCAUUGACAUCCUGCGACGCGGGUUGGAAGAUUUGGAACGCGUGUGUGACCACACGAUAGAAACGUUUGAAGCUGCAAUAGCCCUUCACCAGCAGGGUGCAGCUUAGCCAAUGUAAUGGAUGCUUUUGCUACCCUGAACCCCGGAGCGAAGGUUCGAUCUGUACAGACAGCAGCGACAUGAGGCCACAUGCAUGGCACAUUAAAUAGUUUUACAUUAAAAUAUAUACUUAAGCAAUAAAUUCGGUCACGUGUGUCGGUUUCGGAUCGGAUUAUACCACAAUACGAACGGA